CGCCCGUGGAGCCCUCAGGGAUGGGGAGGUGCGGGAUUUGCAGGUGGCUGUUGGGGGGGAUGGUGAAAGGCCAGUGGUCCUCAUGGGAUAUGCAGGAGUUAUGGGCUCCAGGCUUCGCUCACCAGCUUUUGGUUGAGGAUGGGUACGUGGCAGCUCUCUGCUCCUGAUCUCACAGCAGAUGUGUAGGAAGCGCUGGGCUUGCUCACACUCCAGCAGGGCUGAGCUCUCCAGCAGCUCUGUGGGCUCUGGGCAGCACUUGAGGAUCUGUUCCUUCCGCACAGCUCCAGGACACGUAGAACCAAGCAGUGAGGGGAUCCCGAGCGCUGCGCUGUGAUUGUGCUGCCAGCCAUGCCCCAAACUGGGAUCUUCACACCCUGCAGCCCUCGGUGAGCAGGGACGGAACCGGAGCCUCUUGCAGGUGUCUGAUUCUGACUGCAGCUAUCACCACUCACCAUGGAUUGGAAGACACUGCAGGGGCUGCUCAGUGGGGUCAACAAAUACUCCACAGCCUUCGGUCGUAUCUGGCUCUCCGUGGUCUUCGUCUUCCGUGUCCUGGUUUACGUGGUGGCAGCUGAGCGCGUCUGGGGGGAUGAGCAGAAGGACUUUGACUGCAAUACACGCCAGCCAGGCUGCACCAACGUCUGCUAUGACCACUUCUUCCCCAUCUCCCACAUCCGCCUCUGGGCUCUGCAGCUCAUCUUUGUCACUUGUCCCUCCUUGCUGGUCAUCAUGCACGUGGCUUACCGGGAGGACCGCGAGAAAAAGAACAGGGAGAAGAAUGGGGAGAAUUGCCCCAAGCUGUACAGCAACACAGGCAAGAAGCACGGUGGGCUGUGGUGGACUUACCUGCUCAGCCUCUUCUUCAAGCUCAUCAUAGAGAUCCUGUUCCUCUACCUCCUCCACAAGAUGUGGGACAGCUUUGACUUGCCACGGCUGGUCAAGUGCACCAACGUGGAGCCCUGUCCCAACACUGUAGACUGCUACAUCGCUCGGCCAACCGAGAAGAGAGUCUUCACUUAUUUCAUGGUCGGGGCCUCUUCCAUCUGCAUCGUCCUCACUGUCUGUGAGAUCUUCUACCUCAUCUUCAAGCGCGUUGUCCGGAGCACACGCAAGUGGAAGAAGUCCAUCAAGCGCUCUAUGAGCUACAGCAAAGCCUCCACCUGCCAGUGCCACCUCAAGGCGGAGGAGAGGGAGAACAAGGCCCUGAAUAGAGGAGAGGAGCUGUAACUUCCCCUGUUCCAGCCAGCUUGCCUUCCCCUCGGACCAUGAGCUUUUCAAGCCUACAAAGUUCCCAAACUCUGGAUAUUUGACCUCCAUGAAAAAUUAUUAAACUCAACGAAGUCCCCUGAGAGAGGAUUGUGGGGUGACUGAGAAGACAGAGGUAAGGGAAGGGCAGCCCCUGAGCUCUGCUGGCUGCACCCAGUGGUGCUUGGAGAUCAUGCUGACACACGGACACCAAUCACAAGCUCUGCUAAGCAGCCACCAAGCUGCCUCCAGUGCGGACAAAGCCAUUGUGCUGGAAGGGCACACAGGACUAGGACCAGCAGGAGGGAGCAGCCGGAGGCUCCAACAGCUCCUCUUGAGUUUCCUGUGCUGCUGCUCCUACGCUGGGUACAGAUGCAUUGAGCGGUGCCCAGCCCGGGCUGCUGGUGCCCAUCAUAUGGUGCUGCUGCAUUGGCCCAGGACAGGCAGGAACAGCUUCUCUCUCUCUGCUCAUGCAAGCACCUCGCUGACGUCCUGCCCAAGUGACUUUUCUGGCUCUGCUGCUUCCCUCUGCACCCACCCCUUGCCUCAGAUGGAUGUGUCAUUCACAUUAGCAAUGAAUCCAAGGGGUCAAUAAACGUUUCAUUGUAGACAUUGGGAUCUGCUCUGCUUGCUGGAAAUUGCAGGGGGGAGGUGAGGGCUGAAGAAAUGGAUUUGUGUUGGUUCCUCAGGUGCCCCUGGUGGGUUCAGUCCCCUGGCCUCAUGCCUGGUAUCCACCUGCCCCCUCCCCUCCCACUUGUCACACAUCAUUAAACUUUAAUUCACCAGAACUGCACACUGGCCCCCAAGGAAAUCAAGGCGAGAUCAGCAUCAAUCAUUUACUAAACCUUGAUAAAUAUUACAAUAAAUAGAAAUGAUUUCCACUUAAUCUCUCCCUAAGCAGCUAUAUGCGGAGGGUCUGCUCAACCCAUGCUUUUCCAAAUGCACACACAUAUUGCAGCAGGUGCUGCCAUGGCUGGGGCUUGUGCUGCACCGAAAGGCAGUGAUAAUGAUGCCCACGUGGCAUGGUGACACAUCUCUGCUGCUCAGCACCUUGUCACUUGUGCCAUCUGUGGUGCCAGACUUGGACACCCCACACCAGAGGACAGAUAUCACAGGUA
Molecule: messenger RNA, 2363 nt
Organism: Meleagris gallopavo (turkey)
Lineage: Eukaryota; Metazoa; Chordata; Aves; Galliformes; Phasianidae
Gene: GJB3
Product: gap junction protein beta 3
Biological process (GO): cell-cell signaling
Cellular component (GO): connexin complex
Molecular function (GO): gap junction channel activity
Source: RefSeq, a predicted model, not a curated record